Anastrepha obliqua is the source of this 3714-nucleotide messenger RNA. It is a transcript of the gene shams, whose product is annotated as glucoside xylosyltransferase 1. Lineage: Eukaryota; Metazoa; Arthropoda; Insecta; Diptera; Tephritidae. The record is from RefSeq and is a predicted model, not a curated record. The transcript has 4 exons. Gene Ontology annotation, biological process: protein O-linked glycosylation via N-acetylgalactosamine. Bases 32 to 1117 code for a protein of 361 amino acids. Gene Ontology annotation, molecular function: UDP-xylosyltransferase activity.
UUAACGUUCUCUGCAUUAUGUUUUAUCCAAAAUGCGGCUUAAGUUAAUAAGUGCGUUUCUAGUUUUAUUUGCAUUAACGUUUACGUAUCUAAUUUUCUAUCGGUCUGUGUUCAAUAUUAAUUAUCCUUUAGUGAAUAAUGGCCAUUUCAAUAAAAGAUCUCCGGUUUUUAAUAUUGCCGUGGUUGUCUGCGGUCAUAGAUUACAAGAAUCGCUAGUAAUGAUCAAAUCGGCUCUUCUGUUUAGCCAAUUUGAUGGCGGAAAUAUACAUUUCUGGAUAUUUGCUGAGAGUCUGCUAAAAACUGAACUUAAUGAACGAUUAAAUGAUUGGCGGAAUUUUAUACAUUUCUCUUUUGAGGUGAUGCCGCUAACUUUUCCCAAACAGAAUAGAAAGGAAUGGCAGUCACUGUUCAAGCCGUGUGCCUCUCAACGGCUUUUUUUGCCGUUACUACUUCCUGAAGUUGAUUCCGUUUUGUAUGUGGACACAGAUGUUAUUUUCUUGUCUCCCAUAUCUGACAUUUGGAAACAUUUUCAAAGAUUUAAUGCCUCACAGUUUGCAGCUCUCACCCCGGAGCAUGAAGAUGAAAACAUUGGUUGGUACAAUCGUUUCGCACGUCAUCCUUACUAUGGGCGGAUGGGAGUAAAUUCUGGUGUUAUGCUUAUGAAUCUGACACGAAUGCGCGUGCACAAAUGGGUCUCGCAUAUAGUACCUAUAUACAAUGAAUACAAACUACGUAUCACAUGGGGUGACCAGGAUAUAAUAAAUGUUUUCUUUUAUUAUAAUCCAGAUUCACUUUAUCUGUUGUCCUGCGAAUACAAUUAUAGACCAGACCACUGUAUGUAUAUUAGUGUGUGCAACGCAUCUGUUGAAGGAAUAAAACUGUUACACGGUAAUCGGGGCUACUUUCAUUCUAAUAAGCAACCUCUUUUUAAAGUAGUGUAUGAAGCAGUAGAAAGCUACAAGAUUGGCUCAAACCCCUAUUAUUAUUUUGUGCUACCACUAAAUUCCUCAUUAAAUGAAAAUGCGGUAAAAGAAACAAAUUGUGGACUGCUAACGGAAGAAACGAUGUAUGUUGCACGACAAAUAUUUGGGGUGUACCAUAAGAUUAUGUAUGAUUGAAAGCUAAUUCUAGGUACUAUAUUCUUUCUUAUAUAUAUGCACUCUUCGAAUAUGUUUUUACGGAAACUAUGUGCAAAACGUGAGUUGUAUUUGCUCCAUAAUGCUUCAAAAUCGUGGCAAUGUUGUACUUCGGUCCUUUGUCCAAUACCGGAUCUGACAAUCUGAUUGACAAAUGAUUUUAGUCUAAUCAGAUCGAAAAACCUAAUAAGCUAAAUAUUAAAAUGAUAAAAAAUAUUGGGUACCGUUUAGUUAAUUACCCAACGAUUACGGGUUGUUGUGACCAAAUGGUUGGCUCGAUCAAAACAAUUUUAACACAAACUUGUAGUCAAGAGUCCAAUCUUAAAUUUAAAAGAAAAUUUACAAAUUUCUGGGCACAAAUUUAUUAAUAAACUCAGCUUUUUUUUAUAAAUUUCGGAAUUAAACAUACAUUCAUUACUUUUAUUCUGCCUUAAAGCAGCCAUUUACUCAAUUUGUAUGUUCACAUCGACUUAAUACAUUAUUCUAUUAGUUAAUUCUUCUUUUAUUGCUUUAGUUUAGACUAAAUUUAUUAAAUAUAAAAUUUUAUUAGAAAUUUAUUAAAUAGAGAAUCUUAUUAGAAAUUUAUUAAAUAACAUCAUUAUGAAUAUAACGUUUGCGCUUUGGAUAGCAUAUUCAAAUUAAAUGGCGAUGAGGGCAUAGGGUGGUGGCAUUCGAGCACCAAAAAUAUUUUUUAAACAAGAUAUGUCAAGAAUGGAAUAUAUGACAAAUAGGUAAAAUUCGUUUGUCGCGCAUUCACAACUCAACUAAAACUUUCCAUCAUUCCAUUUUACUGGCAUUUCUAAAUUAAAGCCGAAUUCAAGAAGAACAAAACUACUCUAAUCAUAUGCCUUGAUGGCGACAUUGAACUGUGGAAUUUUAGAAAAUCUACGAAUAAUAAGAGACAAAGAGAACAAACUAAACCCCAGUAAGCAUAAAUGAUAUUAGUGGCAUUAUUUGUUUGUUUACGAGUUUUGGAAUUGCUUUAUAUGCAUAUAGUAAAAGUCUGCAAUAAAUUUUUUUUUAAUAAUUUAUAAUUUUUUUUAAUGAAACAGUAUUUUAACAUAAAAGUUGGUAACAUUUUCGCCGAAAAAUUAAAUAUGGAUAUAAUACCUAUAGUACAUAUGUAUGAAAAAAUUCAGUAUUUUUGUUCGUUUGUUUUUUGAUCCAAAUAACUUCACGCUUUAUCUGCCAAAAUGAUGUUUUUACAUUGCACCGCAAUGGGUGCCCAAAAGUUUGUAGAUGGGUUAGAGGAGAGUGCGCGUACUUCUAUUAGAGCUUGAACUGUUUUCUUUCCAAUAGGUUUAAAUACCACGCCCCCUCCGCCUACUACCUCAAAAUCAGUGGGUAAUUAACUAAACAUUUCCUAAAAUAUUUAUUAUUUUGUUCACUUCCAUAGUCACAGUACAAUCUCCCAAAGAGAGAUACUGACAAAUUUUUACCCGAAGCCAAAAUUUUCAGAAACUUGCAAGUUUCAAUGAAAACUAACUGCCAGGAGUUCUUGUCGAAAUUUCGAGCAAUUUCAUCACGGUUUAAUUAAUAUGUAAUAUUUCGAUAGUGGAAUCCUUGAUUAAAGUCAACGACUCCACAUUACUGCGAUCAUUAAAACGUCUAUUUUUUGCAUCUACCUUAUUGAAAUUAACUGAAAAUUAAAAAAAAAUAUAUAUAUUUACCUUGUUCUAUUUUUUCUGGGAAAAAUUUGUUCAGCCAGUAUAAACUUCCCAUCUUCCUCUUUCAAUUUCCCCUUCCAUGCCAGUUUUUUAGACAUCGCGAAUGCGAUUGUGAUAAUUCGUAACAAUUAUUUGCAUCACGAACACACCAAAUAAAACACAGCUGUAUAUACAACAUGAAACUAAAGUGUAAUUUCAUUCGCCUAAGAUUAUUUAUUUUUGUGCUGCUAUUUAAUUAAAUUCAUGUUAUAUAAAUAAGCAAUAAUAAUUUGUAAAUAAGGGUAGAGGUUCGUCAUGUUCGGUUAUUUUUCCACAAUAUAUUUUAUUGUUGCGAAUAUAACCACCUCACCCGAUUAAAUGUAAAGAUGAUAGUUUACAAGACGGCAGCAGAAUAGUGCUCGCUCAUCCGCACGGAAGGCCCAAAUAUUAUAUACUACAAGACUGAGACUGAAUUACUUACAAUGUAGAGAAUAUUAAGGUGGCAACGAAAACCGCUAAUUUGUUCUUAUUAGGUUUGACAGUUAGGUGACAUCAGUAAAGAAAAUAAACAGGCCUUUGUAUGCAUGAUUUAUUUUAUCUUUUCACUUGCUUUCGCUUAUUUAUUUUGUGUACUGAAGUCACGACAAUCUUGUAUUCUAUCAUUCUUGAUAUCGGCCCUUAUUGUUUUGCUGUGACUGUAUUCAAACGAUACCUAGUUUUUAAUCAAUCUAGUCACAGCAACAGUCUGACGAACAAGCAUUUACAAGAUCUCUUAAGAAUUAGUCGAUAUUAGCAUGAAUUAAUAGCGUAAUUAACAAUUAGAAAAUUAAUACAUUUCAUUUCCAUUAUUUGGUUUUAUGCAAUAUUUUUAGCAUUAAUAAAAUAUGUACGUAAAUAAAUAAAAAUAAUAAGUUUAUUUGUCUUCAAAAUUAA